AUGGCUUAUUUACAAAAUGCUGACCCGGCGUUGAGGGAAUAUAUACUGAAGCAUUCCUUGCCCCAGAUAUUUCAGGUGAGACUUUUACAAUGUCUCUAAUUUUGCCAUGCCAACUCUCGUGAACCAAACGUAAGAUAGCUAGCUAGCUACAGUAGCUAGAUAGUUAACAGCAGAUCUAAAUAGCAGUUGGUAGCUAACUUAGUUAGCUAUAUAGCUAAAUUUGUCCCUUAAUAUUUACAAUACUCGUUUGGUGUUUCAACAGGCAUUAUUAACAGGUUUAUGUGUGUCGUGUCCUGAAAGGCCAUUACAUUUUCUGGAAAGGAAGAUUGUGUCUAUUCAGGAAAACCGGGACACUGUUGAGAUUGAAUGGUGGGUAGCCUGUUACAUUAUCCUACUUCUGAUUGGUCAAUAAUAUAAAACGGUUGUGACCUAUAAAUAAAAACGUCUCAAAACUUCCACUUUCUGAAAAGCUGUGUAGGGAGUAAGUCACAGCACACGUGCAUUUUCUUAUUUUCAAGAAUGAAAUAUUCAUGCACAGCCAGAAGAGGACUUGCCACCCCUCAUAGCCUGAUUCCUCUCUAGGUUUCUUCCUAGGUUCCUGCCUUUCUAGGGAGUUUUUCCUAGGCACUUGCUUCUACAUCUUUAUUGCUUGCUGUUUGGGGUUUUAGGCUGGGUUUCUGUAUAAGCAUUUUGUGACAUCUGCGGAUGUAAAAACGGCUUUAUAAAUACAAUUGAUUGAUUGAUGGAUUGAUAAAGGUUCAAGUUGGGGACCCACUUGCUUUACUUAUCAACACUGCAGUGCAUGGCCCACACCACAAUGAAUGCAGUGUGGUCUGAGUAUAAUGGCAGUGAUAGUUUCAUUCCCACGUUUGAAAUGCAAGAGGGAUUAGCAUUUAGUAUCAUACCCAAGCCCAAAACUUUAUGAAACCAGGUUGAUAAAAGCUGCAGUGAAUUGCAGAAAAUGUUAUCAAAGCUCUGUCUCUAGGCAUACAUGUGUUGAUGAUCCGGAACAAGUCGCCAUAAACUCACUGGCAGGAAGCAUGGUGCGUGACAUCUUUGGGAAACGAGAUGAUACACUGGUAAGGUUGAGUGGUUUCCUACAUACACUCUCCAUGUAUUUUGACAGUGAAGCAAACAUUUUACAUUUGGCUCUAUACUCCAUCCAGCAUUUUGGAUUUGAGAUCAAACGUUUCAUAUGAGGUGACAGUACAGUAUGUCACCUUUUAUUUGAAUGUAUUUUCAUAUAUCUGUUUUAACGUUUAGAAAUAAAAGCACAUUUUGUUGAAAAAGUCAUAAGUAUUUGGGCAAAUUCACUUAUAGUGUAUUAAAGUAGUCAGAAGUUUAGAAUUUGGUCCCAUAUUCCUUGCACUCAAUGACUACAUCAAGCUUGUGGCUUUACAAACUUGUUGGAUGUAUUUGCAGUUUGUUUUGGUUGGUAAGGUUUAGUGGUUUCCUACAUUUUGAAAAUAAUCUCACCUUUACAUCUUUCCUUCCCUCCACAGUUUCUCUCACAUUUGUUUGAGAAGGCCUACUCCUGUUACAGAAUAAGUUUAACAAAUAUGUGCUUCAAGUAAGUAACCCCUGUUAUCUAAAGCUCACCUAUUGAAUACAAAAAAUUUGUCCCAUUUUGAGAACCAUGUUUAGUUGGCAUACUGAGAGGAUGGAUGGGCGAGGGGGGCUGAGUCUUGGGGCACUCUGGUAGCCACCACUGUUGGAAGACAAAGCUUGUCCAUCCUGUCUGGAGGAAGAACUGGAAGGGAAAGGCCUUUGUACAGUAGGGACAUAGCCAGUUUGAGACACUUUGAACGGCUGCUUGACAUUAGGGAUUUGUUCACUCUGGACAUCAAAACUGUUAUAAGCACCACCAUCAUUUCCAAAGGUUGAGCCAGCAUAAGAAAGACUUCCAUAGCUCUUUGAAACAUAUUCCCCUGCAGGGACUUCGUUAGAAUGAUACAAGGGAACAGAAUCAGGGCCUUUACUGCUAUAACCACUGGGAGAGGCUGGACCUUGGGUAGAGAUGAGAGGAUUAGGGACAGUGUACUUUCAAUGGGGCUUUGGAGAGGCUGGCUCUCUCAAGCUCUGGGUCGAACUGCAGCCAUUUUGGGCAAGCCUUUUCUCAAUAGAGACAUGGAUAGUUUGGGAUAUUUGGCUUGGCAGCUGAAUAUGGGGGACAUGUUAAUUCUGCACAGUGUCCAAGGUUUCUUGGAAAGGUCUACCUGGCUUAAGGAAGGUGUUCCUCAUAGACUUCACAAAUUGUUUUAAAUCAUGAAUGGUUGCGAAACUGAUUUCCUUGACAAUGUUACUAAGUGCUGGCCUCUCAAGUAAAGGGUUGUAGGGAGUUUGGACAUCAUUACCAGUGCUAGCAUGUUCAGGCUCUUGAACAAAGGUGUCAGAGGGAGCUGGGAUGAACUCAUUGGGCUCAUGUCCUGCGGAGGUUCCGAUCUGGGCAGAGCCAGAAUGGCUAGAAACAUGAUCACCAUAAACACUGGAGUGACUGGGGUAGUUGGCCUGCUCCACGGUUUCUCUUGGCUCAUACUCGCUUCGGACAGUUCCACCCUUGGGCAUUGGCCUUGGUUUAGUUGGAGUGGAGACAAGUUGUGUGAACUGCCCAGGCUCCUGGGAUUGGGGGACUGGUUCUCUCUGCACAGACAAAGCUGGGGGCUGGUUUCCCUCCACUGGACUGGUAGCUGGUGUCUGCAGAGCCAGAGUCCGGACCAGGCCCUGAGAAGCCUCUAGAUUUCAAAAGACCUGAGGCAUCUCAAUAAGGAGCAGGCACACCUCUGUAGAAGUGUACUGAAUGGAUAUACAUGCAGAACAGGGUUUCCUAAGGACAUGUGUAAGGUUUAGCCUAAUAUUAUCAAGGUCGUUAUGCUAUUCAGGUCAAUAUGCAAGACAUGCUUAUUACCAAACGGGACAGAGUCUGCAGAAUUCUCCUGAAAGUCCUCAAUCGUGCUGCCCAUGCUAAAACAGGCUUUUGGGCACUAAAGUCCUCUAUCUAUCUCUGUGGUGUGACCAUUUGAAAUCGCUAAACUGGUGCAGCACACACCAUACAAUCUCCCUCUGGGCCAUCAUAAUCACACCGUUCUUCAACUGGUCGUUCAAUACAGUCAAAGAUUUUCUAUUAUAUUGACAAUAUAGUCGAGUGACCACUAACAAUGGAAAUACAUGUUCUCAAAGAUGGAAGGCAGGCUGGAGGAGGCGAGAUCAGGUGGGACCAUUCUAGCCAAUGAGAGGGCCUGUUGUGUGAACAACAAAAAUCAGUCCACGAUUUUUUUCAGUCCUUGUGCCUGUGUGAACAACAGGCACAAGUCCGAUAUAAAGUCGUUUUGCCACGUGGGUCUACUUAUUUCAGUGCAUUCGUAAAAACUUAACCAUUACGAAGCUUCUAUUCGAUCAAAUAAGCCUCAAGUAGCAAAUUAGCAAUUCAAUUUUUUGUUGACCAAAUUCAACAUUCUCUCGUUGACCUCUAUACAAAAUUCAACUGGGAACUUGGAAAAAAAACAAGCCCCGACUGGGAAAAACUCUGGCAUCUUCCUAAAGAUCACUGACGUCAUGAUUUGACCUCGUUUUUUUCAAGUUCCCAGUUGUCUUGAAAGCACCAUAGAAUACCACUCUUCCAAUUGAUUAGUCAGUUCCAAAGUAAAUCAUCAGCUUAGACAUCAAUAUGAAGCUUAGAUACUGUUAAAAAAAAUUGGCCUACAGUGCAGUUGACAGUUAAUAAUUCAAAUUUAAUAAACACACACUUUUGUCUAUGAAGAGUGGUGGCCAAUAACGAGACGUGUGAUUGAAAGUCCUUCUCCGUGGGUCACUGGUAAACAAGCUGGGGGGUUAGCUGAGACACUGUACUCUGUAUUUCCUUUCACCUCCUAUUGAUGCAGGUAGUACAGGCCCUGGGAGGAUGAUAUCAGUAUCUAGUAUCACUGACAGCCUUUGUCUAGCUAACAUAUGCUGCUAUCUGAAUAACUGAGUAUCUGGGGGGAAUAGCUCAUUGAGGAGAGUGAAACCUUUAAGGUGUUGCAGAUAUAAAUAUGCUGUAUAGAACAAUCAAAGACUUCAAUUCAACAAGAUAACUGAGGCACAUAUACUGUAGGUCUAUUCUAUACACGACUUACCCCUAUUGAAUGAAAAUGCCCCUGGUUCAUGUUCUACCCCGCUGAAUGAAUGAAGGUGUACAGGAUCAGUCCUACCUGCCAGCUCACUGAAUUAAUGAUGGCUGUGUUUUGUGGGCGCUGGCAGGGCGUGGAAAAGGUUCAUCUGGAAUAAGCGGAAGGAGGCCAGGGAGCUAACACUGAAGAUGGAGACAGCUGAGAGGCACUACAUACAGAGGGGCCGGAGGGUCGCACUCUGCAAGUGGGUGGAGUGGGUACAGGUCCGCAAGAGAAGGCAGAACGGUAGGCAACUACUGUCGGCAUGUGUUGCAGAGUCAUUGAUAUAGUCUACAGAGUUACUGUAGGGAAACUAAAGUUUAAGCCUCUGGAAUUUUAAUGGGUGCCAUUUUGGCACCUUAGAAGAUAUUUAUAUUACAUUUACGUCAUUUAGCAGACGCUCUUAUCCAGAGCGAUUUACAGUUAGUGAGUGCAUACAUUUUCAUACUGGCCCCCUGUGGGAAACGAACCCACAACCCUGGCGUUGCAAGUGCCAUUCUCUACCAACUGAGCUACAGGUUAAAAUGUAAAUUAGACUCUUAUGGAACAUUUGGUCCCAACAUCAAUGUGGAGGGUAGUUUGCCAAACUCUACUAAGUAGGCCUAUCUAUGACUCUAAUGUAUAUUUAUGCAUUACUGUUAGAGCAUUACUUGACUGACCUCCGUUCAUUCAUGUGCUUCAGUACAUAAAAAAAGUUAUGCUUUAGUAUCCAUGUGAGUAACCUGUAUGCGUGAAUCGCCUGUCUUUUGCAAAGCUGCAGAGUACAGUAUGAGACCAUAGUUCCAAAAAACAGCAUGGCUUGUUUUUGGUCAGUUAUGUUAAGUGGGUCAGCUGAAAGUUAUUAGCUAAUACAGUUAGUUAUCCAGACUGCUGUUAGUCUGACUGAUUUUGCUUUAAAAAAUCUGUCAGGAUGUUUUUCAUUAUGAAUGACAGUAUACAGAUAAUUUUUAUUUUGGGUGUCCCUAACUCAGUUAUGCUUAUUGAGUUAAAGUGUUGGUACAAAAUACAGUUGCAACAUCCAUGUUUCUACGAUUUUAUUUUCUUCCACAAAUAGAUAAUUUUUCGACAGUAUAUUGUGAUAGGUGAUUUGAAGGAGUCAGGCACAGGAGGGUAAAUCACAGAAUACAGAGUUUAUUCUGUAGCACAGAGUUACGCUGGAUAGGUGCACUGGAACAAAACAGGCACACAGGGAAAAUAUACCCCGGCAAUACAAAAUACACGUAGCUCAACCAAGCUACUCUCUCCUCACAUUAAACAAUCACCCACAAGGACAAGGGGGCAGAGGGAACACUUAUACAUGUACUAAUGAGGGGAUAAGAACCAGGUGUGUGUAAUAGACAAGAAAAAACAAAUGGAAUGAUGAGAUAUGGAGCGUCAGUUGCUAGAAGGCCGGUGACGACGAACGCCGAAGCCUGCCUGAACAAGGAGAGGAGGCAGUCGUGACAUAUGUUCACUUUUUCAUGCAGAACAUGUAUAAUGCUUGUGUGUGUUUUGCUCUCAGAUGCCAUGAAGAAGAUCCAGCGAGUGUGGAAUGCUAUCCACUGUAAGAUUGUCAUAGCUGCUUGGCGCUAUGUGGUGCAGGACUCAAAACGGACAAAGGAGUACUUUGAGGUAUGACUGGACAAGAUUAACCUGACUAGUAUUUACUGUAUACCAAUUAAGUAUUUUUUAUUUAUUUAUUAAACCUUUAUUUUGACUGGGAGUCAAUGCUGAGACCAAGGUCUCUUUUCCAGAUGAGCCCUGUUUAGCACAACAACAAUACAUAUCAAAAUACAAUAUACCCAUUAAAUUAAACGUCAAUAUAAACAUUAAAAUACACAUUAUUAUACACAAUACAGUAAAAAGGUAUCCUAGCAGCCUUAGAGGAACCAAUUCCUCCAAUUUUAAAGUGCAUUGGAGAUCUUUCCACACAUAAGGUGAAAAAUAACUAAAAGCACAUCUACCAGAGUUAGCCAUCCCUGAGACUGGGUAAGGUAAGGUAAGGUACGGCGGAAGUUUAUGCAGGAGGGCUUGAUAAACAAAAAGAGUGCAAUGCAUUGGUCUACGAGACUUCAGAGAGGGCCAGCCUACUUUCUGAUACAGAAUGCAAUGAUGUGUACUGAACAUAUUGCCCGUAAUAAGGCGUAGUGCGCUAUGUUAAACUGGGUCCAAUGGCUUCAAUACAGUGGCAGCUCCGUUCAUAUAGACAAUGUAAUGUGUGUGUUAUCAGAGCCUGGAGAACGGUCUGUUGGAGAUGAGCAGUCAGGACUCUGACGUUGCCAUUGGAGAGGGACAUGACGGACUCUCACUGCUACCUUGCAAGCUCUCAAUAAAGGUACUUCUCUCUCUCUCUCUCUCUCUCUCUCUCUCUCACUGUCUAUCUCUCUCACUGUCUCCCUCUUUCUAUCUCACUGUCUCUCUCUCUCAUUGUCUCUCAAUGUCUCUCUCUCACUCUCUCUCAAUGUCUCUCUCUCUUCUCUCUCUCUCAAUGUCUCUCUCUCUCUCUCUCUCUCUCUCUUACUGUCUCCCUCAUGCUCACUCGCCAAACCUGCCUCCUCUUCUAUCUCCACCCAAUUUCACUCUUCUCACCCUACAUUCUUAUGAGUCACAUGUCCACCCCAGGGAUCCUGAGUUUCCUUAUAUAACUGUCAGAUUACAGUUUUUCUCAAUUGCUAAUACACAAUUUCUGAAACCUUGCUCCAUUUUCUGAAAACAUUCAACACAAAACCUCAUCUUCAAGCACUAUUUACAAAACCUCUGACUCCUCUCGCAAAAUGAAACAUUCGCCUCAAAACAGUUUUACCUGUGUUCAAAAUCAAACACUGCUCUCAAAUCAUAAACAAAGUGAUCAAAAUGAUAUACACUCUCAAGCAGUCAGUAAACAAUACACUGAAAAAUAGAAAACACAUUGUUCAAAACAUACAGUUCUCAGGGAGAAUUUUCUUUUGAUGAACGAAAACAUGUUCUAUCAUAGUAGCUCAAAAUUGAUCAGAAAUCACUACUCUGCUUUGCUCUUUGCAAUUUUGUUUUUUGUUCUUCCUCCUCCUUGUACCCCUAUUUUUACAGUACUGUACCCUGCAUCUCACAAACUUGUCCUUUGUCUCUGUGAUACUGUAAUUCUUGUUCUUUGUUGAUAUGAACCUGCAACCAGUCAAAAUCUAUUGAGCAGUCAGUACUGUUAACAAAUGGAAAGCACAAUGUUCAGGGCCAUACAAUUUGUCCAUUGUCCAGUAUACAGCCUACAAUGCACUGUACUACAGUAUACAAUACUAAAAGGGACAAAAAUCAAAGGAGUAAACAUGUGAUCAAUGUGCUUCUUCUUGUCUUUGGGCUGGGUCAGGCCAGAGCACUUUGUCGACAUCACAAGCAAUAUUGUCCCUCCUGAGGCAAUGGGGAAAUAAGCCUCUAGUGUGCCGUAUCCAACCCUGACAUGAUUCCUCACCUAUAUCACCACAGGCUAAAUCCAUGGCUUGCAGCAGACCUACUCUAGUGUAGGGUUGUCUAUCAUAUACUUUCCAUCUCCUCAAUCGGAUUCAGGAAAGGCGAGUAUGGAGGGAGGUACAAGUUCAUAAACUGCCCAUUGAUGUUAAACCAUUCCCUUACCUGAGCAGCUCGGUGGAAACUGACAUUGUCCCACACUAUCACAUAGGUGGGAAUGGGAUUCUCAUUUAGCUCUUGACCCUGCUGCUCUUGAACCUGCUGCUCAAAUAAAAUAUCUCUUAGAUUGGCAAUACAUCUUAGAAGGUGUUGGGUGUUAUAUGGCCCGAGUGUAACAUGGUGAUGUAGAACACCAUGGUUGCUGAUAGCAGCACAGAUUGUGACAUUGCCACCUCGUUGACCAGGGACUUCAACAAUGGCCCUCUGUCCAAUCAUGUUUCGGCCUCUCCUUCUCCUCUUUGUUAGAUUGAAGCCUGCUUCAUCGACAAAGAUGAACUCAUGGGGUCUGUCCAAGGAUUCCAAGUCAAAUAUUGUCUGUGUAGAAAUACAAUAAACUGUAUGUAGGAUUUUGUAAGUCGUACAGAGACAGUGCUAUACUGUAGAGUACAAUUAGGCCAACUGUAUGCACUUCUGAUUCACAUACAUUGUAUGUACUGAAGAGUAAUGUCAUUCACAUAGUAUGUGUUAGUACUGUAGACAAUCUGGAUUACAGUAAAUGUUGCUGAAUGUACACUUACUUGCACAUACUGAGCUCGCAGUUCUUUCACCCUUGGUGAGUUGCGCUCAAAAGGUACUCUGUAUACUUGUUUCAUUCGCAUCCUGUUACGAUGGAGGACAUGGUCAAUUGUGGAAAUGCUCACACUGUUGAUUCCCUUGAAGUCGUAUUGCAUUAUCUUGAAGGACCAUGCCAACUAUAACGGCCUCUUGCUCCAGAGUGAAUAUAGCUGUCCUUCCACCUGUAUGUGACAGCCUUGCAAUUCUACAAAAAGUAGUUGUGCAGUUACAAAACAUAUUCAUGCAGUACAAUACAUACAGUGAUUAACUUUACAAAUGUCUAUUGAAACAGCUGCAUAUAGUGUAGUACAGUAAAUUUGCAAUUACAAAAAUACAGUAGUAUACUGUACCUGUUCUCUUCUCUGAAUGUCCUUACUAUGGUGGACACAGAAAAUCGGCUCAAAUUGGGUUGCACAUUAAGUCCUGCUUCCCUCAUUGUCAGUCCAUGGACAAGAACAUGGUCUAUGACUGUUGCUCGAAUUUCAUCAGAUAUUUCCACUCUUUGUCCUCUUCCUCUUCGUCCUCCUCUUCCUCUUUCUUGCCCUCCUCCUCCUCUUCCUCCUCGUCGCCCACCUCGCAUACGCAUUCGUCCUCUCACAUUGUUUCUUCUUUCCAUUCUCAGACUUUCUCCUUCCCACCUUCAACAACCUGUUUGCUCUCUGAACUGGCUUAUAUUGGUUGUGUCGCAUCAUUUGAAACAGGUUAAAUCAAUUUUGAGUGGUUGUGUUCAAUCAAUGACAUGUGUUCUCUAUUUGUAUUUGACUGUUGCCACUUGUGUUUACCAGUAUGGAUGACAUGUGCAUUAGAGUGCAGAAUGAGUUUUGAGAAUGAGAAUAUGUUUAGAGUUUUGCUGAAAAGUCUAAGUGAGAUCUGCAAAUUGUGUUUUACCAUGUGAAAUGGUUUAAGGUAUUGACAACAGACUGCAUAAUUAGCUAAAUGAGUCCAGGCAACUGAGAACUUUGUUCAGCCAAUGGGUUUUAGUGUUUAAGCAAUUGAGAAAAACUGUAAUAGUUUGUGAAGAUUCCUAGCCUUCAUGGGCAGUUAAUCCUGAGGUCACCUCUAUUGCAUGCAUCAUGAGUUAUGAUGUCCCCUGUCCUUGUCCCCUCUAAGGCCACAUGAGGGUCGUUCCAUAUGAUUUCAGUCACUUUCUGAAUGCACCCCUUUUGAUUUGAACGAAACCUUCCAUACAUGUUUGCCCAUGGUAUAAGUGGUCAGAAAGUUACUUUUUAGACCUGAAUGCCAAAACAUUCAGGAGAUAGAGGUGCUCAAAGUUGACCCAUUUUGCAUACCCUACGCUACCAUGAGACAUCCAUGUCUUCAUCACUGAAAAAUAAAAUUGACUUUAUAUAAUUUAAAGGCUUACAAACAGGGUUGUCAAACUAUUUUAUAAUUUCUUGAAAAACUAUUUUUUUUCUAAAUUGGAAUUUCUUAACUUUAAACAUCAAUUAUCUAGAAACUCGUAAACUCCAAUUUUUUUCAUGUUCAUAUAUGUUGUAACUUAGACCCUAUUUUACAUAAUCAGAGGUGUUUGUAUUGUGCCCACCAUCGGUUGAGACAGAGCAGGUGUCAUGUUUUGGCUGAUAAAUUAACUAAAAUGUGAAUAAAAUGUACAUUUCAACUUUCAAAUGGUACCACAAAGAUGGUUAAUGGUCCACACAUCAGAGAAUGUUGACUUUAGUGGGAAUGCACAUUGUUUUGAAUUAAACUGUCAAUCUUCCAUAGGAAACCUAUUGAAAUCAUAGAAAUAUAGAUAAUAGAAUAGACAUUCCCAUUCAAGUUGACAUUCAACGGUGGGUGGACUGGCGGCCAUCUUUCUGGUAGUAAUUGAAACUUAAAUUUUAAUUUCAGUGGUGUACAAACUGAUAGGCAGAAUCUACCGCACACCCAAAGCUGAUUUGUGAAGGUGCUGGAGGCAAAAGGCAAAACUGGAGAAACAGGAAAAAGUCUCCGCAUACUACCAAAUAAAUGUUUAUUAUAGCUGAGCUUUCGGUCAUCAGAGCAUAUCUCCACAAACAAUAGUGGGACAGAUAAGGCCACACAGCGAGUCAGAGGUAAUUGCAGACACCUGUGGUAAUCUAAAGUACCCAAAAGGGCCACUAGAUGUCAUAAUAUCAUAUAGAAAUACAGGAUAUAACUGAACAUGUUAUACUGUACAUGUAUUUCUACUAUAACAAAACAUGUACACACCGUUGUUUCUCCAAUGGUGUGCCAGCUAAAUUGCAGUGGUCUGAAGGGAUAGGGCCAUUCUAUGAAUUAAGUUUCUAUGAUUGAAAUGACACCCACCCUGUAUUCAAGAGAAUGCUAUGUUUCAACCAAUGACGGGCACAACAAAAACACUUCAGACAAUGUAAAAUAGGGUAUGAGUUUACGCGUUUUGAGAGAAUUUACGUUAAAGGUUAAGAAAUUACAUAAUCUCUAUAAAAAAAGUGUUUUUUCAAGAAAUUAUAAAAUAGUUUGACAACACUGUUUGUAAGCUUUCAAAUGAUAUCAAACUCAACCCUUUAUAUUUUUCAGUGAUGAAGACAUGGAUGUCUCAUGGUAGGGUGGGGUAUGCAAAAUGGGUCAACUUUGAGCACCUCUAUCUCCAGAAUGUUUUGGCAUUCAGGUCCAAAACGUCACUUUCUGACCACCUGUUUGGAAGGUUUCGUUAAAGGCCCAGUGCAGUCAAACUGGAUUUUACUGUGUUUUAUAUGUUUCCACACUGAGGUUGGAAUAAUACUGUUAUAUUGUGAAAAUUAUGAUAAUGCCCUUUUAGUGUAAGAGCUAUUUGAAAAGACCACCUGAAAUUUCUGCCUGUUUUGGUGGGAUGGAGUUUUGGCCUGCCUGAUGACAUCACCAGGCGGUAAAUUAGUUAAUAGACCAAUAAGAAAGAGAGUUCCCAAAGCUCUCUUCCACUAACAGCUAGUUUUCAGUUUUCCCCUCCCUACUCAGACCACUCCCAGACAGUCCUAGCAAAAUUCUUGCUUGAGAAAUUGCUCAUUGCUAAGAAGCUACUUUUGACCAUUGUAAUGUAAAACAAUCACAGUAAGGUACUUAAUUGUUACCCAGAAAUGGUUUGAUAUCGAGCUAGAAACAGCUGCAUUAGAACUUUAAAAUCUAAAGGGGUGCAGUCAGAAAGUGAUUGAAUUCAUAUGGAACGACCCAUGAUUAGUCAAUCACAGCCUGUCAUGGCCUAUUAUGUUCUAUUAUCGGUUGCCAUGGCAGUUGUGUGUGUGUGUGUGUGUGUAUCGAAUGACUCUCUCUCUCCCUCUGGAUGAUAGUGUUAUUGGACCCAUUUCUGAGAGCAGUUACCCAAUAAUUACAUGUUACCCUGUAUGUUUUGUCUUCUGGCCAAGCAAAUUGCGAGGGACUUGUUUUCAAUUUGGAGUGGCGGCGGGGGUUUUGAAAUCGCAGGGAAGCUAAUCAGCAGAGGUUCAUGUUUAGUGUGAGGGGAAAUGCUAGGAAAUGGUUCCUAAAUAGAAAAAGCGUACCUAUUAAAUACUAUACAGGACUGUUUUGUCUGUGACCACUCCUGUAGGCAUCUAGCAGUUACAGAGUAGCUCUGGCACCAAGGCUUAUUUCUUGGCAGUGAUUACUAUGCUGUUUUUAUCAAACAUCUCGCCCAAUAAAUAUUACUGGGCCAUGACUAUGUUUCGGAAAGGAGAAGAGCUCCUAAAUGCUUUGUUGACCGUCAGUAUUUUUUGUCUGUUUUUAGAGGCAAAAUCUAAGUAAUUGUGGGAAAAUAGCAAGAGGAAUGGAGGCGGAGAGAUUGUUCUGCUGUGUUCUCUCAAUAUGAAAUGGAUUCAGAUUAACUCACAAUCACAGUGUAAAUGGUAUAAACGGUAUGGGUGAAAAGUUUGAAUUGACUUGCAGUAAAUCAAGGCCUAUGCUGCAGUGUUGUGUUGCGAAUGAAAAGUGGUAGAUGUGUCGUCUGAUUUUUUUGUAGUUAACUUGAUAGGAAAUAGGGUAUACUUUCGGAUGCAGCCAUGCAUGACAUCUUUCAACACCAGAUUGACUGAACAGUAGCUAUGGCAGUGGUCACUAACCCAGGUCCUGGAGAGCUACAGGCUAGGUCGAAAAAAUAUCUCUAUCUUCAACCUAGGCUACAGGGUGUGUAGGUUCCAGUGCUGGGUUGGUGACAACUGUUCCAUCAUAGUAUUCUGUUUGGUCAGGUCUUCCAGAGUCUAGACGUAGGAGACCUACUGAAAUGUGCAGAAGUGUGUCGGACCUGGAAGGCCAUCACUCAGACCUGCUCGCUGUGGAGUAGGGUCAGUAUGGCACACACACACACACACACACACACACACACACACACACACACACACACACACACACACACACACACACACACACACACACCACAAUCACAGUUACUGAAAUUACCAUAAACAUUUAAUGUAACUGUCGUGGAAAUUCUUACACAGGGACACUCUAAGUCAAUCUUAAAUGAAUAAUUGUUUAUUGUCAGUUAACUGGAGAGGUUCCAACAAACUUGAUGCACUAUAGUGAACGUCUGUCAGGAGCUCUGACGGGGCAGUCCCGUUAGUUAUCUUAUAUACUUACACAGAAAGUAAUAUUUGCAUGAUUUAGCUUAUUCAUUAUUCAUAAUAAUUUAUCAUUAACGCUUUGCGUCAUUCAUGUGACCGACCAAUACUGGGUCAUGCAUGUGACAGACCAAUACCUCACGAGGCUUAUAAUAAUAUGCCAUUUAGCAGACGCUUUUAUCCAAAGCGACUUACAGUCAUGUGCGCAUACAUUUUUUACGUAUGGGUGGUCCCGGGGAUCGAACCCACUACCCUGGCGUUGCAAACGCCAUGCUCUACCAAUUGAGCUACAGAGGACCAACAUAACAUAAGCUGAGACCUUGAAACUGAGAUAUCUUUCGUUCUCAAAACAAGGGUCUGGGCGUAAUGCCAAAUUGCAGAUACUGAUAGUGAGGAUUCGCUCAGUCAGUCACUUGCAUGAACACAGAAAACGGUUAUUAGAAAAGCACAAACAGAACACAGAAAUUGGUAAAUAGAAAAGCACCAACAUAACAUUUUUCAUAACAUUAACUAAUUGUUGUCAGUGAUUUAACUCUUAUGUCUGCAGCAUUUUCCACGGUGCUUUCAGGCCUAAUAUAUCCCUUGUAUUGUAUUGUUACCUGUUGAGUUGGGAUGUCCUGUAAUGUUUCCUCCGAUGUUUGUCUCUGAAUGACAGAUCAGUUUCUCUGUGGAGAGGGACUGGAUCACAGACAGCAUCGUGGAACAGAUCCUACAGAAGUACCGGCCGUUUGUAGUCCACCUUAACAUGCGUGGAUGCACCUCUCUACAGUGGCCCAGCUUCAAAUGUAUCAGUGAGUACUAG
Messenger RNA from Coregonus sp. 'balchen', 13661 nucleotides. The record is from the annotation of a GenBank genome assembly. NCBI's taxonomy places the organism in Eukaryota, Metazoa, Chordata, Actinopteri, Salmoniformes, Salmonidae.